AUGGAUUUCUGGACGCAGAUGCAGCGGCGACGUAUUAGGCACCACUUGCGCUUUAUCGACCGCUAUAUCGUGUUCGCGGUGUUGGGCGUCGUGGCAUACAUCCUCGUAAUCAGUCUGAUCGCCGAGAGCCUGGCCAUUGGCGUGAGAGAACGCGCCAAGGCGAAGGUGUCAGCAGCGGAGGCGAAGCAUGCGACUGGGUCGAUCCCGAAAGAGGUCUUCUGGCCGCACCGCUGGCCGGCCGCCCCAAUCCCUGAGGUGCACAUCAUACAGGAAGCUAUGGAGUACGUCACCGCGUCACUCACGAAGGUGAUGCCCUUCACAAAACACUUACCGGAGGCACAGCUUGCUGCGUGGGAUCUCGUGUUGCUUACCGGAGCCAGCACUGACUGGGCCCCAAAGGCAAAGGAACUGAAGGCGGCGGCUGAAGCGACGCUGAGCGCAGCGGCAUCCGCUGCGUCCUCAGAGGCGCUUGCUGCCGUGCGCGAGGCACUCGAGAGUGCGGCGGUGGUGUGGUCGAUGAAGGGUGAGGCCGGUGAGGCGGAUGAGGUGCGGGAAUUGUUGAAGGAUAUGUCCGAAACACCUACGCCAGCAGUGACUCCAGCUGCCUCCUCGUGGUCAGCAUUUAGCCGUGAGGUGUGGAGCCGCGCCACAGCCGGGGGUGCCUCAUCCCCCACUGAAAGCAUCACGGCGGCAUACGACACCUUGCGUAAGGCCAGUGAGUCGUACUGGCGUCCUGGCGAGCAGGUGGCAGCGGUGCCGCCGCUGCAUGACUCGCACCUUCUCCCCUUGCGGUCCGGCACCUACGACGCAGUAAUUCCUUUUACGCGUCUCUUGCUGCAGUUGUGGGUGCUGGGUGGACGGCGGGACUCGGACAAGCAGCUUGUGGAGGCAUACGAUGCUGCUGUGAUGUCGAUUGUGCAGGACCUCUUCUACACGCGCACCGUCACCGCGGGGGCGCAGGCAAUGAACUUCACGUUUGUAGGCUCUCGUGCAGAGGCCUUGGUGCCCGUAGCCACACCACGCAUGUGCGCGCUGGCCGGAGUGUUGGCCCAAGGCAUCCGCUACGGCGCUCAUCGCUACCCGGAACGCCCAUCCUCUGCGCGGUACAGUGAAGACAAUGUGCUGCAGGCUGCUGAAGCGCUGGCCACCUCGUGCUUCCAGCUGUACGCCGACCCAGCUGGCCGCAAGCUGCGUAGCGCCGUCUACGUCACCGACUCUGGCCCCGUGCCAGGCUACACACGCGCCGACAACAGCGACGGUAGUGCGUCCCUGCGGACCUCCUACUGCGACGUUCCCGCUGUGCUCCUGGAGUCCUUCUACGAGUUGUACCAGACAACGCAUGAUGCCAUGUACGGUCUGUGGUCGCUACUCGUGAUGCGGCAGGACACUUCUGACCACUGCGGGUUGCGCAAGACGGACAUUACCUCUGCCAUGCCAUGGCGGCGCCACAUUCGCGAGCUGCGCACUCUUUGGCUUUUGUUCCAUCGCAUGGACUGUCUUGUGUACCGCGGCUCGCGAGGGUCGCGGGGGACGUGCGGGUUGGCCACUACCACCAUCGUCUCGCCCAUCACUGGGCACCUUGUGUCAGUGCCAAACACGCCAGCAGCGGUGUAG
This is a messenger RNA of Leishmania mexicana MHOM/GT/2001/U1103, 1614 nucleotides long. RefSeq lists its product as hypothetical. Lineage: Eukaryota; Euglenozoa; Kinetoplastea; Trypanosomatida; Trypanosomatidae. The transcript has a single exon. The record is from RefSeq and is a predicted model, not a curated record. Gene Ontology annotation, cellular component: membrane. Gene Ontology annotation, molecular function: calcium ion binding; mannosyl-oligosaccharide 1,2-alpha-mannosidase activity. The coding region runs from base 1 to 1614 and encodes 537 amino acids. Gene Ontology annotation, biological process: carbohydrate metabolic process.